This is a messenger RNA of Alternaria atra, 249 nucleotides long. RefSeq lists its product as uncharacterized. Gene Ontology annotation, molecular function: structural constituent of ribosome. Lineage: Eukaryota; Fungi; Ascomycota; Dothideomycetes; Pleosporales; Pleosporaceae. Gene Ontology annotation, biological process: translation; protein-RNA complex assembly. The transcript has 3 exons. Gene Ontology annotation, cellular component: cytosolic large ribosomal subunit; ribosome. The record is from RefSeq and is a predicted model, not a curated record. Bases 1 to 249 code for a protein of 82 amino acids.
AUGCCUUCCGAAGUUUCCGACAUCAAGCAGUUCAUCGAGAUCUGCAGGCGCAAGGAUGCCAGCUCCGCCCGCAUAAAGAAGAACAAGAAGGUCAACAACAUCAAGUUCAAGGUCCGAUGCUCCACCAACGUCUACACCCUCGUCCUUAAGGACACCGACAAGGCCGAGAAGCUCAAGCAGAGUCUGCCCCCGGGUCUUACCAUCACCGACGUCGGCAAGAAGAACCCCAAGGGCAAGCGCACCGCAUAA